Messenger RNA from Acaulospora colombiana, 558 nucleotides. NCBI's taxonomy places the organism in Eukaryota, Fungi, Glomeromycota, Glomeromycetes, Diversisporales, Acaulosporaceae. The record is from the annotation of a GenBank genome assembly.
AUGCAAGAUUAUUUCGCCGGCACAUUUAACACCACCAUUUUCUCGCAGUUUGAACUGAAGGAUGUGAUAAAUGGUCAAAAAUCGACGGAGAGAAUUAGGCCGACAGAAUCUUUUGAAGUGGUAACCGUCAAAGAGAAGAACUAUAGAUAUUUAUAUUCCGAUAGAAACACCUUGCACCUCUUGGACCCAGAGACGUUGGAUCAAAUCGAGAUAGGUUCGGAUAAGCUCGAUGGUAUGAUUGCGCGGGGCCUGGACGAGAGUUAUAAAGUGGAAAUUAACGUGUCUUCCCCACAGUCGACGCAUUUAGACGACAUGAACUUAACCGUUGCCUCUUUGGAGACGGAGGAAGGCGAUCGUGUAAUAUCCGCCCGUCUACCUCUGACAUACGCUUACGAGGUUGUGUCCAAUACCCCGAACGUCGGGAGCUCCUCCAAAGGACCGGCCCAAAAGACCGUCGAAAUAAAAGGUGGAAUUCAAGUUCAGGUGCCAGAGUUUAUUAACGUGGGAGAAAAGAUUGUCAUAACCUUGAAUGAUAUCAAAUAUUGCAAAAGAGCAUAG